AUGUGGGUCUCAUUAGUUGGUACUGCAAGUUCCGAGCAACUCAAGGACUAUGUCAAAUGCUCUAAGAAAGCAAAGAAAGUACUUCCAUCAGUUGUAAACAAAGAAGUAGCUGAAUUUGAAGAAAGCACUGACAAUGCAGUUAGAAGUGUAAAGGUUUUGUAUUGUAAAGGAUUAAUUAGUAAAGAAAAAUACAAAUCUGUGAGGCAAAGCCUGUACAUGAAAUCUGAUGGAAAUAGUGCUCGUAGAAGCUGUAUUAAGGUAUCAGGAGUGAAAGUACCCAAAAUUCUUACUUACGAAAAGGUUAUUUCUUUUCUCAAAUCUAUUCAAGUUGGUGAAGUAAUUGAUAUGAAAUCAGAAUUUUGUGGAAACUUAUGGGAGGAUGAACAAGUGGAAGGAGCUUUCAGGCAACUUGAGGACUUUCUACUUGAACUCGCAAAUUUGUACAUUCAUGUCGAUAAAGUAUUAAGCAAGGAAGGAUCACCAUUUUUUCAUCAUUUUAAUGAGGCUCCAUACCAAUUCAAAGUAGCCAUUGGUGCUUACGGUGCACCAUUCGGAAAGGACGAUGAAGCGACUGCGUCGCUUCUUUCUUUUAUCAAUGUAGGAGAACGAAUUGCGAGCCACAAUGAAAACUUCCUCCUUGCUGGAGCAAAUUGCUCCGAGUCUCAAGUUGUCAUGAAGCUCUAUGCGAAAAAAUUAGUUUCUGACAUUGCUUAUGUUGAAAGUAAGAGGUAUACUAUGGCAGGGUACCCUGUGCAAUUUAAGUUCAAAUUAGUUCCCUCUGAUAUGAAGUGGUUGGCCACAUUUGCUGGUGAGUUGAGUAAUGCUGCACAUUACUUCUCUUCUUUUGCAAAUGUUCAUGAUGGAAACAAAUACACUGUAAAUGGGGCAAUUGGUGAGGGUGAAGAGUUUACAUGGCAACCAUGGAAUUACAAUAACAGGUUCACUGUGGCAGCCAGGGUGAAAGCCAAAGAAAAUGAACUUAAUGCCACACGUCUAGCCCCCUCAACCAAGCGAAGCAAACUUACGCAGUUUAUUAAAGAUCAGAAAUCUAGACAAGAAUGUGAACCUAUCAUUGCCCAUUUGGUAGACUUUGCUUUUGCAGAACCACUACAUAAUUCAAACAAUGCUUGGCAGUAUAUCCAUUCUAUACUAUUGGAGGAAGCAAUUUCACGAAGCAACAUCCCUGUUACGGGUGUUGACUUAUCAACCCUGCCUGAUGAAACUCCUCUCAAAAAAUUUGUCCUUUCAACAAAGAAUGAUGUUGGUGCAUCUAGACUGUAUAAGAAAAUAAAAAAAUGGCUGAAGGAAGGGAGAAAAAAGAAAUUUGAAUAUCGAUUUACAGGUAAAGAAACCAAGUGCUUUUGCCACAAAUUUAUGUUUCUUAUUGAUUCCCUAAGGAGAGAAAAUGACCUGGGGCCUGAAUCACUUAGACUUAUGUCAGUUGCUUUUGCUGCUCUGCAAUUACGUGAUGCAGUAUCAAAAUUCAGUAGAGUUGAAACUAAUGCAGCAAUUUGUCAAGAACUUAAGUUUCACUGCCAAUUAUUCUUUAACACUUGUUCCCUACUUAUGAAGUCAGUUAACCCUACAGUGUGGACUGUGGGAUAUGCAAUUCCAUUCCACAAUGCAGCAUUGUUUCGAGAAUUUGGAUUUGGCCUUGGCAUUAACACUAUGCAAGGUCGCGAGGCCAAGCAUGUAACUCUGUCAUCAUUUGCACGUCAUGCAACACUCUCAACUCGGUGGAGCUUAGUCAUGCGCCAUGAGUACAUCAGCGCUAUCUGGCUUAGGAAAAUUGACCCAUUUCAUUUUCGGUAUGCCAAGUGUAAGGAUAAGUACAUACCAAAAGAAGCUCAUCUCCCUGAGUUUUGUUAUUGUGGUUUUAAACUAGAUGAAAAUGAAGCCAAAUGUUUUUACUGUUCCUCAAGCCUCUAUGAGGCCAUUUCUAGAUCUGCACAGAAAGGAGAACUUGAUGAUGAAAUCUGUAACAUGCUUAGUGUAUCUUCAUAG
Molecule: messenger RNA, 2004 nt
Organism: Porites evermanni
Lineage: Eukaryota; Metazoa; Cnidaria; Anthozoa; Scleractinia; Poritidae
Source: the annotation of a GenBank genome assembly